GAGACCGUGCAACUAAGCGCAAAAAAUACACGCGAAAAUUACUGAAAAUUUCAAUGUUCUGAGUCGCCAUGUUCCUGCCUCACGUGCGAUAGCUGAAUGGCUUGUAGUUAUUCGACGAAUCUAAGUUCGACUGGCCAUUAGAAUUGGUUGUCGGUUUCCAAUUGAAAACCGAAGCUGGCCCUCAGCCAGCUUGGUACUGUGAAUAAAAAAAUUGACGCCUACUUUCUAGAUAUGAUCCCGCAGUUUCUCCUGGAAAUCGAUUCAAUGCGAUAGUGACUGUACAGUUUUUGCAGUGCCAAACUUCCAAUGUUGAAUUCUAAUUUAAUAUGGCGGACUGGUCCGAAGAGGUACAAGAAUCAGCACCUGUUGUGGCUGCUGAGAUAAUUGACAUUAAGCUAUUCGGCCGUUGGUCAUCCGCCGACGUUGAGGUUAAGGACAUUGGCCUGCAGGACUACAUCGCUGUCAAGGAAAAACAUGCCAAAUACCUGCCGCACUCAUCCGGUCGUUACGCAGCCAAACGCUUUCGCAAGGCGCAGUGCCCCAUCGUUGAGCGGCUUACGAACUCGAUGAUGAUGCACGGCCGCAACAAUGGCAAGAAGAUUCUCGCCGUGCGUAUUAUCAAGCACGCAUUUGAGAUCAUCCACUUGCUGACGGGUGAAAACCCGCUCCAGAUUCUCGUAAAUGCAAUCAUCAAUGCCGGACCUCGUGAAGACUCGACCCGUAUCGGUCGUGCUGGUACUGUACGACGUCAAGCCGUCGAUGUGUCGCCGCUACGUCGGGUGAACCAAGCUAUCUGGCUUCUGUGCACCGGAGCCCGGGAAGCCGCCUUCCGUAACAUCAAGACCAUUGCUGAGUGCCUCGCCGAUGAGCUCAUAAACGCUUCAAAGGGAUCGUCCAACUCGUAUGCGAUUAAAAAAAAGGACGAACUCGAGCGUGUCGCCAAGUCGAACCGUUAAGUCGUGCAUGGACGAAAAGACGAUACAGACACGGGAAAACAACUUGACAACUGUUGUUUCUUACAUGAAAAUGUGUGCUGGACUAUGUCGUUGGCUGCUAUUGGUCACAGUAAAGGCCAUCGUCACCAUGGCGGCGGUGGUGGCCAGAAACUUGUCGCGAAGUGGGAUUUAAUAAUAAAACGUCCAUGUGCGGCUUUAAGCACACUAAUUUGGCA
Messenger RNA from Varroa destructor (honeybee mite), 1171 nucleotides. RefSeq names its product small ribosomal subunit protein uS7. NCBI's taxonomy places the organism in Eukaryota, Metazoa, Arthropoda, Arachnida, Mesostigmata, Varroidae. Gene Ontology annotation, molecular function: RNA binding; structural constituent of ribosome. The record is from RefSeq and is a predicted model, not a curated record. Gene Ontology annotation, cellular component: small ribosomal subunit. Gene Ontology annotation, biological process: translation.